GAGCAGAGAAGAGAAGCCAAACAAAAGCGCUUCGUUUCUUCCUCUUCUGACCUUCUCCUCUGAAAGCAAACCCAUAACUCUUACCACAGUGCUCCCUCCCCUUUUUAUUCCUCUUUCUCUCUCUACCCACCUUAACCCAUGCAUAUAAAUUAUAUAUAUAUCUAUCUAUCUUAUAUAUAAUGUAAAUACAUACAUGUAACCAGUGUAUUUCUCUAUACAUUUAUAUUUAGAGAGAGAAGAUCGAUUGGCCAUUGAAUCUGUAUGGAACAGCUUGUCAACUUCAUUAUAAGACCACCCAGAGCUGAAUAUGACCCAAAGAAUGAUUUACUAGAUGAAGAAUUCAUGCUCAAAGGGAAGUGGUACCAACGGAAGGAUUUGGAGGUUAAAAACAGUCGGGGUGAUGCUCUUAAAUGUAGCCAUUACAUACCUAUCAUUUGUCCUGAAGGAAAGCCUCUGCCCUGUGUAAUCUACUGUCAUGGAAACAGUGGCUGUCGAGCAGAUGCCAGCGAAGCUGCCAUUAUAUUAUUGCCAUCAAAUAUUACUGUAUUCACCCUUGACUUUUCUGGAUCUGGACUGUCUGGGGGAGAGCAUGUUACUUUGGGAUGGAAUGAAAAAGAUGAUCUUAAAGCUGUUGUUGAGUAUUUACGGCAAGAUGGAAAUGUUUCUUUAAUUGGCUUGUGGGGUAGAUCAAUGGGUGCUGUUACAAGUCUGAUGUAUGGAGCUGAGGAUCCUUCUAUUGCCGGAAUGGUUUUGGACAGCCCUUUCUCUGAUUUGGUUGAUUUGAUGAUGGAACUUGUUGACACUUACAAAAUACGGCUUCCCAAAUUCACAGUUAAGUUUGCAAUUCAGUACAUGCGGAAAGCGGUUCUUAAAAAGGCAAAGUUUGACAUAACAGAAUUGAACACUAUCAAGGUUGCCAAGGCUUGCUUUGUACCCGCCUUGCUGGGUCAUGCUUGUGACGAUGAUUUUAUACGACCACAUCAUUCUGAUCGCAUAUUUGAUGCAUAUAUGGGUGACAAGAAUAUUAUCAAAUUUGAGGGUGAUCAUAACUCUCCGCGUCCUCAAUUCUAUUUCGACUCUAUAAGUAUCUUUUUCAAUAAUGUUUUACAGCCUCCAGAUGAUGAAUUAGGCGGUACAUUUUUUGACAUGCCACAAGAUUAUUUUGGCAAGAGUAGUUGGAGUAACAUCCAUGAAGUGGGAUCUCCAGAGGAUGUUCUAACUGCCCCUGUAGGUGGAGCGACAAGUAGCACUGAGGAUUGCAUUAAGCAACUUCGCUCCAAAAGGCCUAUGAGUAAGACAGAGGUCCCAUCAAACAUCUCUUCAACCGAUAAACAGGAUGGAGACAAGGAAGAACAAAGUCGAGCUGAUCUUACCCCAUCAUCUUCAAAUAUGAUCAGCUUUGAACUCUCCAACGGAGAUGCAUAUGGUCGUAACGUGCCUGUUUCAAUAGAUGAUGACGAGUAUGUGGAAUACACACUCGAUAAUUUGGCAGAUUUUCCAAGCAGUAUGGAGGAAGAAGAAAGGAUGUUCAUGGAAGCAGUAUUAGAGUCACUGAAAGACUUAGAAGUGUCGAAAACCCCUCAUGUUGAGUCAAGCAACGGACAACCAGAUCCAUUCCCAAAAAAUAUUCUCGACUCUUCCACAUCAAAACAGUGUGUGCCCAUGAAUAAGCUCCCAGCUGCAGGACUAGCCAACGGGCACACUCCAGCAAAGGAACCCGAAACCAAGCCCCGAGCUGCGGGAAUAGCCAAUGGGCACAAUCCAGCAAAGGAACCCGAAAGCAGUAAGGCGUCUCCUCGCAGAAAUACUUCAGUUGGCAACCAGAGUUCGUCUAGCACUGACAUGGUCGAUCACACAAAAGCCACAGUGACUGUCGUAAAGAAUCCAUCUGGCAACAUCAUGGACGGUUUGAUGCGUCGUUGGGACCUUAGCUUCUUCAAAAACAGGUGAUGUUGAACGUGGGAGAAGCGCCUCGUGAAAGCUGGUGGUAUUGUAUAGUUCAGCCAUAUGAAAAUUAAAAGCAAGCAAAAUUUCAGGGUUGUGUAUAUUUUGGAAGACUUGGAUCUGUACUCUCCAUAAAAUAUGAUGGAGAAAGAAAGUAGGAGAAACAAUACAUUGGUCACUUGGUGCAUGGGAAUCAAUAUUGUUCUUGAGAGAGGAGAAAAGGGGAGGGAGACAUUAUUUGGUUGUAAAAUAUGGAUUGAUCAGAAUUUGUUUGACUUGAAAAGUAUUCAUGAUUGAACAAUAUAAAUGUAAAUUGGCUUAUUUACCAAAAAAAA
Molecule: messenger RNA, 2279 nt
Organism: Ipomoea nil (Japanese morning glory)
Lineage: Eukaryota; Viridiplantae; Streptophyta; Magnoliopsida; Solanales; Convolvulaceae
Exons: 14
Coding region: 262-1950 (562 amino acids)
Source: RefSeq, a predicted model, not a curated record